Helicoverpa armigera (cotton bollworm) is the source of this 2726-nucleotide messenger RNA. Its product is annotated as lipase 3. Lineage: Eukaryota; Metazoa; Arthropoda; Insecta; Lepidoptera; Noctuidae. The coding region runs from base 54 to 1502 and encodes 482 amino acids. Gene Ontology annotation, biological process: lipid metabolic process. The transcript has a single exon. The record is from RefSeq and is a predicted model, not a curated record.
ACGACGUGUCCACUCAUAACGCGAGCGCAAAUCUGGAAGACGCAUGUGUGAUCAUGAAUAUUCUAAUAUUAACUCUGGUGAUAUUACUAUGUCUUAAUCAAAAUGUGACCGGUCAUCCGCUGUUUGACCUCCUCGCUGCAAAGUUAAAUGAUUUCGCCUCCACUGUGACAAAGACAUUCCAUCACAUAAGACUAGAAGUAAGAAAACUGUUCCAGCCGCCGCAUACAUACGAACAACUGCCGUCAGCAUCACUUCAGUAUGGGGAUUCAAUUUUCAAGAGGACUUUCAACGAUUUUGUGGAAAUGACAGCUGCAGAAAACGAGACGGAGAUUCCUGAAUACAUCAAUUUGAAGUCUGAGCCGACUGCUCUCAUGUCGACUCCGCAGCUGGCCACCUUGCACGGGAGGAGAGUGGAGUCGCAUCUUGUCCACACUCGAGAUGGCUACAUGCUUACCCUGCAUCGAAUAUCUCCCAGAACCGAUAGGACUCCUGCAAUGAGAGUGGUGAACCAAACAGUGCUACUUCAUCAUGGAUUACUCGGCAGUUCCGCAGAUUGGAUUCUACUGGGACCUGAAAAGUCGUUACCUUAUAUCCUAACCGAUUUUGGGUACGACGUCUGGAUGGCUAAUGCGAGGGGUAACUACUAUUCACGUGGCCAUGUUAGAAUGUCAGUAGAUUCGGUGGAGUUCUGGAAGUUUUCGUUCCAUGAAAUAGGAGAAUACGAUUUGCCCGCGGUUGUUGAUUAUAUUCGAUAUGUAAAAAAAAGCAACGACCCUAUCGAUUUUGUCGGACAUUCAAUGGGUGCCACAGCACUUCUUGUGAUGCUUUCGACUUUACCUGAGUACAAUCAGUAUUUAAGAAUUGGAAUUCUUUUGGCACCCCUAGCUUUCAUGAGUAAUGUUGAAGGGCCGUUUAAAGUUCUGACAGCCAUGGCAAACAGCCCACCUGCGCAACUGCUGAAACUAAUAGGAAACAAAGAAUUUGUACCAACACGGAAAAUCCCAAAAUGGCUUGCGCUGAAAUAUUGUAAAGGACCCUUACUGUUUUGCUGUAAUCCAUUAUAUUUCAUCAGUGGUGGAAUUCCGGAAGACAACCACGCGUGGAAUCUUAGUUUUCUAGCGAGAAUGCUGUACCACGUGCCAGCCGGCGGAUCUACUGAUACAAUGCUUCACUAUGCUCAGAUUGUAAAAAGUGGCAAGUUUCAUAAGUAUAACAAAGUUCAUGAAGAGUAUUCGUUGAACAAGAUAUCGUUGCCCAUCGUUUUGUUCAGCUCCAGUGAGGAUUGGCUGGCCACAAUCCCAGACGUAUUGAGAUUGUAUUUCAGCAUAACGAAUCCAAUAGAUCACUACAUUAUACGAGGCAGGAACAUGAGUCAUACCGAGUUCGUUUGGGGUGCUCACGCAGAUGAAUUAGUUUUCACAAAAAUAAUUGAAUUUUUAGACAGUGGCAUAAGGGUGCUCGGCAGUACCAAAAGCAAUGAAGUUCGUAAUGAUCUUGAUUAAUAUAUGUGACUUUAAAUCAACUGUAUCUCACACGGCCAUACUUGAAUUAUUUUUGUAUAAAACAGCCUUUUACUGUUUUUUUUUUUACAUAAAAUUGAAAUAAAGAUGUGACGAAAACGCUCUCAUUGGGUAAAUACCUAACCACGCCAUACGAAAUAAAUGCAGCAAAGCGAUUGAAUUGUAUCACUCCCGUGAAGUAUCGAAGUAAGUAUGUUGAAUAUAUAUUUUUACAAUUCAAACUGACCUCUUACGAUUUAAAAUUUUAGAAUCCCCCGGGAAUUUUUCGUAGUGUCGCAGGCAACUCAUCAAACUUUUUCAUAAUAUUCCUGGCAUAAAGUACACAUAGCUUGUUAAGCUCAGAUCGGCUGGCAACAUGUAAAAGCGUUUGCAAACUUCAUGCUAACGACGUGACUGUGUGCCCACCUAUGAAUGGCAAUAUGCAAGUUUUAUCACCAGGAACGGGGAGGACCCUGUACGCCAUAUUUAAAUCGUCAAUUUUGGCAAGUUCAAGAUAUUUUAGCAGCUGCUUAUCUUCUUUCGGCGGAGAAAACCAUUGUUUACUUCUAGUCUAACUUUAAAUGGUGAUGAUGUUAUAUCUAUUGUUAUCUUAAGCAAACAAAAAUAAUUGCAUGUUUUUAAUGUCUCCAGACCGAUAUGGACCCACAUAUGUUUGCUUUUGCCUUUUGAUGUAAAAAGAGCUCUAAAAUUCGCAAAUUAUUUGCGAGCAGCAACUCGUUUUAUUUGCCAAAGCUUAUUUAGAUAUCGAGAAAUAUUCAGUGUGCACUCUAAUAGUUUAUUUACAUGCAGGGUCUUUGAUAUGAGCAAAUAGCUUCUAACUAAUAUUCAUAGCUGAACUCUUUGAGGGAAUAUUUCAAACCGUAUUUUGUAUGCUGGCAGCUCUUACAUGCUCUUACAUCAAUGAGAGCUAUUCGCAAUAUUUGUUCUAUAUAUUAUGUUAAGACUGGUACACAUGAGUGACUACAGUUAGGCGAAAAGCGUUGCCGACUAGGUAAAUAAUAAAAUGGACGUACAAAAUGUACACUUUACUAUUUGCUCUAAUUAGUGCAGGUACAAGAAAAUAAUGAGCGUAAAUAAAUAUUGUGCAUUUUAGUUUGAAUUUAUAUUUUAUGUUUCUUGUGCCAAAACGUGUCUAUAGCAUUUAGCUGAUAUGGAAACUUAAAUAGUACUAGAUAUUAUUACUGUUCUUGUUGUAAUCAAACUUCU